AUGGCCACGGGCCGAAGGCGCAUUCCCGGCCCUGCCGGGGCCCUCCAGGAGGCCCUACGCCGUGGGAGGGAUCCCGAUAAGAUCGAGGCGGGAGACGGCGCGGGACCGUCGGGCAACCCGCCCCCGGGGUCCCGCACGGCCGGCGAGGCUGGCCUGCCGGGUGCCAUCCGCCCCGACGAACCUUACUGGCAGAUCAACCUGCGGGAGCACUGGGCAUUUAAGCUCGGGUCGUGGCGACGGGCGCUCGACACGAUCGACGUGGACCAGUUCGAGCCCACCAACCCGCUGUUGAAGACGAACUGCGCGUGGAUCCUCGAGGGCGGGUGGAAGACCACGCGAUGCCAGCGCCUGUGCGUCGCGAUCUUGAACAACUCCAGGAGCGAGUUCGGCGACAUGAACAUAGUCGUGGGCGACCCCACGGGCCAGAUCCGAUGCGUCGUCCACAAGGACGUGGUCCAGGCCGACUCAGACGCCAUACGAAAAGGCGGGUCCUUACUCCUGAAGAACGUCCCCGUCAUCACGUUCCCCGAGUGCAUCGAGCACAUGCUGGUGGUGACCGAGAACGAGCUCGUGCAGUGCUUCGCGCCGGAGGAGGAGCCGUACCUCACGAAGAAACACUUCGACACGGCGGAGGAACUCGCCGCGGCGGUGUCCCGGUCCAUGGGCAUGUCGGAGGAGGACAUCGAAGCGGGACUGGCCGCCAGGGCGUCGCAGGGGACCCCGGGCCGUGAGGGACCCGGGGCGUCGCAGGGCACCCCGAAGUCCGACCGCAAAGCCGACGCCGCCGGGGUCUUCGAGGGUAAAGGCGCCGCGUCCGAGGCGAGGACGCCGACGCCGGCGAAGGCGAAGGCGUCCACCGCGGGGUGGGGUCGUGCGAACGUGGUGGUGGACAACGGCACGGACGACGAGGACUCGGACAAGGAGGACGCGGUGCUCGCGUCGCAGGGCCCAAACUCGCCGGAGGUGGUCGCCAGGAGGCUGCACGAUCAGGUGCUGGAGCUCGAGCGGGUGCAACACGAGCGGGACGAGGAGGCGAGGAGGCGAGAGAGGAAACGGAAGGACGCGCCCCGGUCCCCGGGGGGGCAACAGGGCGUCGAGACCGCGUUCGAUGACCCGCCGCGGGAACCCGCGCCGGAGACCGAGGGGAAAGACGGGGAGAAGGAGGAGGCGAAAGACGGGGCGAAGGAAUCGGAUGGAGGGGUGAGCGCCUUCGCGCUCGCCGCCGCCAACCUCCUGGGUGGGAAAAAGUAA
This is a messenger RNA of Micromonas commoda, 1251 nucleotides long. RefSeq lists its product with no specific name. Gene Ontology annotation, biological process: recombinational repair. Lineage: Eukaryota; Viridiplantae; Chlorophyta; Mamiellophyceae; Mamiellales; Mamiellaceae. Bases 1 to 1251 code for a protein of 416 amino acids. The record is from RefSeq and is a predicted model, not a curated record. The transcript has a single exon.